Dicentrarchus labrax (European seabass) is the source of this 3610-nucleotide messenger RNA. RefSeq lists its product as uncharacterized. The record is from RefSeq and is a predicted model, not a curated record. The transcript has 3 exons. The coding region runs from base 129 to 929 and encodes 266 amino acids. NCBI's taxonomy places the organism in Eukaryota, Metazoa, Chordata, Actinopteri, Moronidae.
CUGUUUUUUUAUCUUGACAGCCGCCACUCGAUGGCGCUUGUGCUCUCUGCCUCAGCGCUCUGCUGUUCACAGAUCAGAGAGACUAAAGUGAAAGGAAAAACACUCCUGUUCUCUCUCGCGAUCGGAUCAUGAACAGAGUCAACAGGAGAGGACACAACGAGCAGCUUUUCGUUGGUCAUCUGAAGCUGAAGGAUUUGAAGGAGCAAGACGGUUUGAACAACCGGUACCUCUUCAAAGACCACAUCCCAGCGUACCCCCGACCAGAGUUUCAUGUGUCUCAUCUGAAACACGACACUGACAGAGUGGGAUUACGUGGGAUCAGGAGGGACGGUGGCUUCAGGAACCCGGCUGAUGGCUCUCUGCUGUGGUGGAGUCUGGUUGUGGGAUCUGAUGAGAUAAGGUCAGCUGAGAGGAGGCUCCUGGAGACCACCUACCCAGACCGGACAGAGGAGCAGGCCCAGAAGCAGCAGAGCUUCCUGGAGAAGUUUGCAACCUCCCCAGUCUUCAUGGAGUCCUCCAGGCUGGGCUCGUACCGCUUCACCUUCCCCCUGGAGGAGGUUCUGAAGGCCUACAGAGACCAGUUUUGUUCCGGUGCUCAACCCGUCAUGAGGGUGUUCAGGACCGUCCUGUACAAACAGGAAGUGAUGUAUGCGGUGCUGGUCCACCGCCCGGCCAAUCAGCAGCUGUUCUCAGACCUUCCUCUGCUGACUGACGACCCAAACUCUGUGUGCACUUACAGAGACGGACACUUCAUCUGGAGGUCUGAGGCCAUGUGUGAGACACACAGAUAUAAGUUGCUCCGGAGAGAUGAUGAGAAGCAGAUGGAAGCGGAGGAGCUGGCGUACCAUCAUCAGUUUUAUGUCUGGCAUCACGCCGCUGUCGCCAUGCACGUGGAGGACAGCGACUCAAACUGGUUAGGGUUAGGGUGAGAAUGAUGAAAGACAGACAGACAGACAGACAGACAGACAGACAGACAGACAGACAGGCCGGCAGUCAGGUAGACAGACAGACAGACAUACAGACAGACAGACAGUUCUCUCACAGUGUUUUUUCCUGACAUCCUCUGAUCAAACUGAUUGAUAAUUUGAGUUAGCAUUUAGCAUGGAUGCUAACAACACUGGAGCAUCAGCUCCUCCUGAACUCUGGAAACAUCUUUCAUUCAAAGCUCGUCAUCUUCUUCUGGUUGUGGCUCUGGUUGUGGUUCUGGUUUAGGUUGUGGUUCUGUUUCAGGUUCUGCAGUUCGAUGCUGGCCAACUGAGAACCUGACGUUCUGUGAUGAAGGACCAGUUACGAUAAAGGGUUCUUCUUUUGAACCGUUUGUAGGAGCUGCAGACAUUGUUAAAGAGCUGUGGCCCAACUGUCUCUCUCCACUGAAGAGAGCUGGAUGAAGAGCCGGCAGGGAUACAAUAUAAUAUGCUCAGGGUGGGCGGGGCCUAAACUGGACCUGUCUACCUCAAUCGUCAUGAUUCUGACUUUAAUAUUUUUUUAUGUUCUUUACAUGUAUUGACCUUUUUUCUGAGUUUACGUCUUUAAGUCUUUUUUAUAGAACUUUUAUUUAUUCUGCCACCUGUUCAUAAUGUUGGAUAAAAUAAAAACAAGAAAUGUAAUAACUGAGAUAAAGGACAUAAUGUGUUUGCAGUUACAUACUAACAAGGACCUUUUUAUUAAAAACAGUUUAAACUGUUGUUUUACUUUAUCAACGGAAACAACAUCAAAUUAAAGUUCCACAUUUGUACAAAUUAUCAGCUGCAGUUUCUUUCUAUGAUGUUAUAAAACGACAUUGAUCUGAACGGAGUUACUUUAAUAUCGGCUCUCACUACGGAAGCCAAAGGAUUCUGUUACAAACGUCCUCAAAAUAUUAAUAAAGUCUCUGGUUGUUUUGAUAGAGUUUGUUUCCAGCUGUUGUCAGUUUCUGUGUGAGACAAUAAAAGAUAGAACUGAAACUGAGACAUUUCAAUUCAAUUCAGUUUUAUUUGUAUAGCACCAAUUUAUAACAGAAGUUAUCUCAGGACACUUUUCAAAUAGAGCAGGUCUAGACCGAACUCUUUAAAACAUUAAUUACAGAGACCCAACAGUACCACCAUGAGAACUUGGAGACAAGGGCAAGGAAACACUGCCUGUUAAGAGGCAGAAACCUAGGACAGAUCCCGACUGAGAGAGAGAGAGAGAGAGACAGAGAGAGAAAGACAGACAGAGAGAGAGAGAGACACAGAGAGAACAGAGGUAAAGACAGAGACAUUUCACAGUGUGAGUGUAUUAUAACACACUGGUUGUGUCAGUUGCAGUACUUCAGUACAUGUGAACUGGGUCACUGGUUACUCAGAAUGAAUUUAAACUCCAGCGAGGACCAGCAGGUUGCAGCACGUGAUCCUUUGUCCUGAAACCAUCAGUCACUCAGAGGACAGCAGCGGUGGAGAGUAAAGUUGGAGGUACUUGUACUGAACCAAUCAAUAGUCUGGAUGGUCUCCGGUGUCUUUCAUUAAUGCACACACGUUUUAUUGAUCAUUAAAUAAUAUAACAUAAAAUUCUCACAGAGUUUGUGAUCAGAAGAUAAACACAACAAAAGAUCAACACUUACACACUUUCUAUAGCCGACCAGCGUCAUUUAAUUCAAUUAGCUGAACGAGCUAACUAGCUAAUGGCAGCUAACAUUUCCAUUAGCAGAAAUUAGCUUACUUUACUUAUCAUCAAGUCCAUCAGGAAACUCCAUAAAUCACCUCGGUACCGCUGUCGUCUCGGAGGGUUGUGUUCACUGGGAGGCAGCUGAGCCCCGUUCGGUUGCACGCUAACGGCAAUGCAGCAGUUAGCAGAGUCAGAGGGGAAUACAGACAAUAUUCUCUCCAUAAAAUAAGAUCCAGUUUCACCCAAAUCACUGAUAAAGUUGUUUGUACAGUGUUAAUAAAGUUGUGUGUUUGUACAGUGUUAAUAAAGUUGUGUGUUUGUACAGUGAUAAUAAAGUUGUGUGUUUGUACAGUGUUAAUAAAGUUGUGUGUUUGUACAGUGAUAAUAAAGUUGUGUGUUUGUACAGUGUUAAUAAAGUUGUGUGUUUGUACAGUGAUAAUAAAGUUGUGUGUUUGUACAGUGAUAAUAAAGUUGUGUGUUUGUACAGUGUUAAUAAAGUUGUGUGUUUGUACAGUGUUAAUAAAGUUGUGUGUUUGUACAGUGAUAAUAAAGUUGUGUGUUUGUACAGUGAUAAUAAAGUUGUGUGUUUGUACAGUGUUAAUAAAGUUGUGUGUUUGUACAGUGUUAAUAAAGUUGUGUGUUUGUACAGUGUUAAUAAAGUUGUGUGUUUGUACAGUGUUAAUAAAGUUGUGUUUGUACAGUGUUAAUAAAGUUGUGUGUUUGUACAGUGUUAAUAAAGUUGUGUGUUUGUACAGUGAUAAUAAAGUUGUGUGUUUGUACAGUGUUAAUAAAGUUGUGUGUUUGUACAGUGUUAAUAAAGUUGUGUGUUUGUACAGUGAUAAUAAAGUUGUGUGUUUGUACAGUGUUAAUAAAGUUGUGUGUUUGUACAGUGAUAAUAAAGUUGUGUGUUUGUACAGUGUUAAUAAAGUUGUGUGUUUGUACAGUGUUAAUAAAGUUGUGUUUGUACAGUGAUAAUAAAGUUGUGUGU